AUGCCAUCCGGGUCUGCUCGCGCCAUGCAGUCUUCGCGCAGCUCGAGGCGUGGCGCGGGGAGCUCCGCGCCCAAGGUGGUACUCGGAGGCGGAGCGGGAAUACUGGGGAGUCAAGGCGGGGAAAGAUCGAGUUAUGGCAGUAGUGGAAGAAAGAGCGAAGAAUUAGGACGCGCUUCCCCCUUCCUCGGUUCUACGACUUCUCCCCGGUCGCCGCACUUCCCUGUCCAAUUCCACUCGCCCUCAUCUCCCUCCUUUCCCCCCAACAUAUCUCAACCUCCCCAGAGCAGCUCGCACGCUCGCGCUCCCAGUCCCCAACCUAGAUCGACAUCGGGCAAUACCAAAUCUGGCACCUCCAACUCGUCCCUCUCCACCACGGCAAGCACGAGCAGUCGGACGCUCAAGACUCCACAUGCAAAGGCAGACCAGACCCGUCCCGAGGUGCAGAUAGCCAGCUCAUCUGGCUCGCUGGAGGGUCACGCGUCACCCUCGCCCGCCGGGAUGCACGUCCUCAGGAUCAAGGAGGCACCCAUAUCUCCAACCCCCGCGCAGCCGAGGAAGAGCAGUCUGGGAAGUGGAGGCAACAACAAGGCAUUACCGACUGUAUCGCAACAGCCGCUACCUCCUUUACCGCCACUCACGGCUGCUCAGCUCCAACCUCAGCGCAAGAUCGCUCGGCCGGUCGACGCGGCAUCACCGGUGGUGGCGACGAGACGGGAACAGAUGGGACAGGCGGGUGGGGCGAAGAAGGAGCACCGGCUGAGCCAGAAUUGGGUGCAGAUCGCGGUACCCGAGUCAGCGGCGGAAGUGGCGGGUCCCAGUCCUCCUCGUCCUACUGCCAAUCGGGCGCGCUCAGCCACGCAAAUUGGCAGGCUACCAGCGGUCGGAUCGGUGCCGAUGAAGGGCAACACUCCUUCUCCAGUGCGGCCCGCUUUCGAUCGAGCCAGCACCGCGCCCUUGGCCGCGCCGAUUUCCCCUACUCCAGCCCGAGAGGGUGCUGGACCGCAAGGUCGAGUAUCGCUCGAUCAGCUUCGGUCCGCCAGUCCGACUCCACAACCCCAGUCUCAGCCCCAGCCUAUGCGUCAACGGCUCAAUUCCAUGAGCACGCCCCCGGCCCUCGUCCUCGAUGCGGCCAAGGAGAGCAAGGGAGGGAGUAUGGGCAUGUUCCGAAGUGCAGCGGUGAAGCGGGGAGAGACCCCUCCUCCGUUCGUCUCGCGGCGGUCGGAGGAUGUGCUGCGGUCUGGCUCGGGCGACAAGGAUGCCCGUGGGGCGCAGCAGCAAGCGUUGGGCAACGGAACCGCACCAGGAGCGAGCGGAGAGGAACGCAAGUCGUCCGGCCUUAGCCUGAAAAAGUCCUCGGGUGCGCUCAAGGCUCUUUUCAACCGAGGUGCGAGCGGAAAGGGGAAGGAGAAGGAGGUGACGCCCCCGAUGCCGUCGACGGAAGAACGGAGCGUCGGUAUGGCCAAAUCUCGUCCGUCUACCUCGACCGCGGACAGCCGUCCUUCAUUCGCACGUCCUCGGACCCCCAGCUCCAACUCUCCCGUCAUCGAGAGUCCGAGGGAGAGGGAAAACAGUGCCGGACGGGCCAGCUUUAGCGUCGAGCGCUCGCUGUAUCCAGCACCGCCAAUGAACCGGACCGUUAGCGACUCGGCCGCUACCGUCCUUUCUGGCGCAUCGUCCUCUGCGCCCGCGCAAGCACCUCGCUUGCGCGCUCCCGCUCGCGAACCUCCCGCUAUCGCACGGCUGCCCCCGCCCGAGACGCUCAGCACGGCCGACUCGGACACGAGCCUGGCGUAUAUGGCUCGGAACUCGGUCGUACUGGGCGAUACUAGGCCGCUGUCCAUGUAUCGGGACGAGCCACCUCAGCUGUCCACACUCCCUUCGAGCGAGUCUAUGGACUUUGAGCGCAAGCCUGUCCGAGGGCAGAGCGAGGGAGAAGGCUUCCACCCACUUGGCCUGCCCACCGUCAAGUCUCUCCACCUGCUCGCGCUCCCCGACAUGGACCUCAACUUUGACGUCUCGUUUGACGGAAUCGGCAGUUCCCCCACUACUCCGCGGAAAUCACGGAAAGCCGGCGCGGCAGGUUCGCCGAUCCCCUCACCGCAGCGAUCUCGGACAUUCCGCGAGUCCAACCAGUCCAGCCCAACGGGUCAAAGGCACCGCGCCGACCGUCGCCGCUCCAGAAGCUUCGAUGGGAUCGGCGGGUCUACGGCUAUAGGAGAUAUGUGGCGGGGCCAGGGAGAAGGCGGAUUUAUUCCUCCAAAUGUGGCCAAGCUGUUCGGCAACCCCUCCUCUAGCUCGGCUCCUCUGCUCUCAAAGCAGCUCGUCGACUUUUCGUCCUCGCCUGAUCUCAGCCUGGAGCAGGCCUCGGUGCAGGCCAAUCCACCAAAGGCGGCCAGUCCAACUCUCGCCCCAAGCUCGGCGGAGAGCUCGGCCAUGAGCCACGACCGGACUCCAUCCAACGCAAGCAGUAUGAAUGAGAGCACCGCAUCGCCCUCGCCGUCCCCACCUCGUACACCCCCAGAUGUGAGACAGGCGUUUGGCCCCAAACCCGUCUAUCCCACCCGGUCGGCGUCGAGCGAUAGCCACGAUGCUCGGUCGUCCUCGGAGGAGACUGGCGAGAAGACAUGGAGCACGUUGGGCAAGGCGCCGAGCAUGCCUCUGCCUGCUCUGCCUGAGCUCGGUCCGGCGGUCAUACCAAGCAUGACUGUCACGCCCGUUUCGAUCACCCGCGCACCCCCUCCCCUCCCUCGGGCUCGCAAGCUGCACACCAAGUCGCAGCGCGUCGUCCCGGAUGCUCUGACGAGCACCAAGCAGCUCGCGCGUGAGAUGGAGACGCUCCUCCAGACCUUCAAGUACCCGUCGCAUACCACCACUGGGGCCGAACGGGCCAGCAUGGUCCGCACGGAGCUCUUGACGUUGAUCGUGGAGCUGGACAAGCGGCCGGUGGAAAGUAGGGAAGACCAUCUGAAUGUUUCGAUGACGGACGCGGCGUUCCAGUGGUGCGAGGCGCUCUUGUUUGAGCUGCGGGUGGAUCGGGCUGCGAAUGAGCGAGGGGCGUGCCUUGAGGGUCUUGCCGCGAUGCUGGAGAGUUCUUGCUUGUCCGAGAAGGCGCUGCAAAAGUCGAGAGCCAACCAGAGCCGCUUCACGCAGCUUAUGAUCAAGGCGAUGACUUUCGUCAUGGGGAAACUUGGGGCCAAGGGGGUAUUCCACAAUACCCUGUUGUUUUCUGGGCGAUUCUUGGCUUUCGCAUUCUUCCGCGUUCCCCACAUCGCCGAGCAGCUCGUUACGGUUCUUCCUCCCCCUCGGGGCGCCCUUAUGCGCUUCACGCGUACGGUCCUUGUCGACUCACCGGUCCUCCCCACUUCCGCCAAGCCAAAAUACCCGGAGCACCUGUCCGCUCUCUGCUUUGACGACUCUCGCUCCUACACUGCCCGUCUCUCCAACCUCUCUGCCGACUUUGCCACCCACGCCGAGCGCUCUGCGUUCCUCUUCCAACCUGGAAACUGGCUCCGCCGGUGGCAGUCUGACGACUCGGAGCUCUUCCCUGCGUUCUACCGGGCGUAUCAUCGUCAACUCGCCAACUACCUCUCUCCCGUUCUGGAGCACUACGAGAAGCUGGAUCGACCCGUUCCCGCCUCGAUCCUCCUGCGCGCACCCGGAUACGCACACCUCGCCACUGUCUUUGCGACGAAAUGUCACUCGUACAUCCUCGGCUCGGUCAAUGCGGUCACUACCUCUUCGUCCGCCAAUAACUUCGAAGCGCAAGAGACGGCCGGGUUCCGCGGGAGCCAAAAGCCCGCAGUGCUCGAGACGGCCAACCGCCGGAUCGUCGAGACGCUGUCGACGUUUGCCAACUUGCGCAUGGUCAUGCCGUCCUCGGGGCACGUGAUCGAGUGCGACGGCAGCCAGCUCUGGGGGGACAUGAUUGAUGUCUGGACCAAGUCGAUCAUCUCCAAGACGUCGUUGUACGCCCCCAAAGGCGUCUUUUCCCUCUUUGACCUCUUGGACGGGAUCGUCGAUCCCCCGUUUGAUACACUCCCCCAAACCCUCGCUGCGCCGCCGUUGUCGCUUCUCGACGUCCCUCAUCUCAUUUACGUUAUCCGCAUGAUCCUUACCGAGGGCGAACACGCUUUGACCUUGGUCAAGGUUAUUGCGUUUGUCUUUACGCACUGGGAGGUGUUGACUGCUCGUGCGGAGGAUCGGAAGGAGUUGUGCUUGGGUCUGCUGUUGACCAAGGAGUUGUUUGAGCGGUUGACCCUGUUCUGGAGUCAGUCGGUGCGGAGUUAUGUCUUGCGUCUCGUGGUGUUCCGUCUUGGCCACUUGCACACCAAGGCCGAAGAUGGUGAGGCGCACCAGGUCGAGAUUGAGUCGGUCAAGCUUCUUCAGACUAGUCUGGACCGGAUCAAGAAGCGGCACGACGAGCUGGAGCCCAAGCCUGCUACUGCCGAUCUGGAAGCCGACUCCCACGCCCCGCUCACACCCCUCGGAGAGGGCGGACUCUCCCACUCUCGCUCCACGAUCACCAUGAUCCAGGAUUCGCCGUCCAUGGGCGGAAGCUCCAACAAGGCGGAACGCCUCCUUGGUCUAGGCUUCGGGAUGGAGGCGAAAGAGGAAGAGGGCAGAAUUGGGAAGGCUACCAACUGGUUCAAGAAGCGCGUGGGCGGAAAGAAGGGCAGUAAAGGGCCGGGAUCGCGCUCGCCUAGCCCCUCGCCGUCGAUGGAGGGGAGCCCGUUCUUGGCUUCCUCGUCCUCGCCGAAAUUGGGAGCGGGAUCGCCGCUGCUCCGGCCUGCAACGACCACGCCGAAGAUACCGCAGAAGAGCGGGCUGGGGAGCCCGAUGUUCGCUAGCUCGUCAAGCGACUCCAGCGCCGACUCGCCCAGGGAGUCCUCGGCCCCGGCUACGCUCCCCCCUUCAACGCCGGCCAUGUCCAGCUCCAGCACAGGCGGUCGGAAAGCACCCCCACCUACCAUCCUCACCACCCACCACUCGCCCGAGACCCACCUUGGCAGUUCCUCCCCUGCAGGCGUAGCAUUCGAGUUUGAGCUGCCCACUGCCUCACCUCGUUCCGACGCCUUUGACCCCGCUCCACCCAUCUCUUCCCCGCGGCGCCAGUCCCAGCCGCCCAGCCCAAGAGGCCCCUCCAGUCCCCACAUGUCCCGAUCAUUCAGUAAGCGCUCGAGCUUGCUUCCGCCUCCGACGGCCUCGGCGCUUGACUCGCUCUUUGGUCCGAAUCAGACGCAACAGGACCGCGGACGAAGCGGGAAGGGGUCCAAGGCGGUGGUGGAUGUGGGAUACCCGGAGAAGAAGCAUGCGUAUGCGAUCAGGAUGUUGGCAGAGCUGGAGGAUGCGCAGAAAGAGUAUGAUGAAUGGUGGUCCGAGAAUGGCGUAGGCAGGAUGGAUGGCGCUCCACCGAGGUUGACGGUAGCGUGGCCGUUCCAUGAUGGAGAUGACUGA
Messenger RNA from Dioszegia hungarica, 5454 nucleotides. RefSeq lists its product as uncharacterized. Bases 1 to 5454 code for a protein of 1817 amino acids. The transcript is spliced from 8 exons. Lineage: Eukaryota; Fungi; Basidiomycota; Tremellomycetes; Tremellales; Bulleribasidiaceae. The record is from RefSeq and is a predicted model, not a curated record.